CAUUGAAGCCAAAUCAAUCAAAACUCCGAGAUGGAACUGCGUCGGCGCCAUCCUGCGUCCUUCUCCGUGGACAGCCGCGGUUCCGAGCCUUGCAUCGUCGUGGCCGAUUCCUUCGCACGUCGUCGUCGGCCACUUGUGCUUCGCUCACCCUUCCAGAAGCUCUCGAAGCCCAAGAAACCCCCGCGAGAAGACUCCGUCCACACUAUCCCCAGCACAUUAAGCGGCAAACGACGACGCAGCAUCCAAGACGCCGCUGAACCCGCCUCAGGAAGCCACUUGAAGCUGCAGCGCUUCGCUCCAACCCAGCGGUUAGUCGACGAUCGAGCAGAUUUUUGUCUGUACCUGGAGCUCCAAAUCGGUACUAAACAGGUGCUAGAAGACGCUCAUGCACUCGUCCAAGUGACGGCCAGAGCACUCCGAGCUGCGGGCUGUAGUGUGGCUGUCCACAUGCUACAAGUUCCAGACUCAGAAGUGCUGGCUGCCAAUCAGGAAGAAGCACAGGCUUAUGCCUUGACUAUUGGCAGUGAAGUACCCGACCAAAGCGUCACUGAAAGAGGAGAAUGGGCGGGUCGGGUCGCUAUGCAGUUGGCGCCAUGGGUUACACAACAUCCGGAUUAUAUCAGUCAUGUACUGCCACUUACGGGUGCAGCACAGUGCCAACGACUGUGUAAACUGAUACUCACCGAGCUUAAACUUGAGCUGGACGUUUGCUGCGUACAUGAAGAAGGACAUAACACUCCAGGAAAGACCGCAGGAGCUCCAGUACUAUUGAGUGCGAGGGAGAAAUUACUACCACAGGUUAUGAGAGCAGAGGCCUUUACGAAUGUGAUGCUGUACCCUCUCCAUCGGGACGAAGCGAGACGCCAGUUGACACGCAGAUGGGGAGCGCAGAGCGCGCUUGCUCUGCCUCCUUUGCAGGAUAUUUACGCGUACUUUGGUCCGAGAAUUGCCAUGUAUUUUGCCUGGUUGGCGUUUUAUACCAAGAUGCUGGUACUACCAGCAGUGUAUGGCGUUGUAAUGCAUGUGCUUGGACAGUUAAAUCUGGCACCGAGUUGCACUGUGCACUGCGUUUUAGUUGCCAUUGGCACGUCGCUUAUUGCGGAUAUGUGGAGACGUAGACAGCGUGAAGUGGAGUUUACAUGGGGUUACGACGGGGUACUGUCGUCUCUGCAUGCUACGACGAGGGUACAAUUUAAAGGCGAGUGGAUGCAGGAUCCCGUGACUGGAGUGCGAUGCUUCGACUUUCCACACCAUAAGCGUCUUCUUCGACAACUUCUCGCUGUCCCGCUAUUAGUGUCCAUGUGCUGUUUGGUAGGAGGGUACGUUGUCGGGUUACACGUACUUUCGGAACGUCUUCGAGCGAGUUACAAGGAUAACUGCAUGCAAGGAGCAUAUGUUGCUGAAAACUGGAUACCGAGCUACGAUACAGUGACUUGUGCCUUUGUUUCGCAUGGUCCGAGUAUCAUAAAUGCUGUGAUCAUCCACGCUAUGGACAAUUUGUACCAGUUGUUGGCUCGGAAGCUCACGGAGUUUGAAAAUUACCGCACACUCGAUGAACACGAAGCGCAUCUGGUAGCCAAAAGAAUGCCAUUCCACCUAGUAAAUAGCAACGCGUCGCUCUGGUUUCUCGCUUUCUACAUCCGACGUCUCGAUCGUGUUCGUGAGCGCUUGUGGAUUUUACUGGUGGCGACGCAGUUGAUUGAUAAUUUUAAGGAAGUGGGGCUGCCACUCGCUGUAUCAGUGGGGGGUCAAGUUCUUACCGCGGAAAAUAAACGUCGUCGCCAACAGAGUCUUGAGAGUCUACAGGGCGAGGCGAUUGAAGGCAUCCAACGUCUGCAUUCAACACCUCAAGCCAAGCGGGAGCGAGUGGAUGUUGCUAAAGCUGCGACGGAGCAGAGAUUGGCGCGAGUGCUUAUGCAGAAGCGGCAGGCUACAUACCGUGACACAUUUGCAGACUACAAAGAGCUCAUGGUGCAGUUUGGAUAUGUGACUCUUUACAGUCCAGUGUUCCCACUGGCUGCGGCAUUUGCGUGGUUGAACAACACAAUCGAGAGUCGAUCAGACCUGCUUAAACUCGUGAAUCGACACGGAUAUCAACGUCCUAUUGCACAACAUGCACGAGGUAUUGGGGUCUGGGAGAAAGUGCUGGUUAGUUUUGCUGGUGUGGCUGUAGUUGUUAACUGCGCACUUGUCUGGACGUACGAACUGGACGAGCUGUUGCCUUCGUGGACAGAACUUCAGCGCUUUGCCUUCAUUGUGGCGUGCGAACACGUGAUCUUUGUUAUCAAGGCGUGGCUGAACUGGGCUGCUCCUGAAGUACCUGUUACGUCGUCACUGGGAAAGAAACCAGUGCUGCCACCGUCCAUGCCGGAUACAGUUAAUGGAGACUCACUUUCUGCUUUACACGGACAAUAAGUCUGCAAGUGAAAUUUUGAUACACUGGAUUUUACAACAACUAAGGCACAGGACACGUCAUGUAGGUUCUUACUAGUCACAGCCAGUUCCUCCUGCGAUAACGAGGCAGGAAGUUGACGGAUAGAUGCUCAUGAUGUUGACCAUGACUGUCCAACACAGCGAGAAGGCGAAGUAGACGGCGGUAAUAACCCCCAUUAAGCGACUAGAUCCUCCAUUUUGCUUGAGCUGUUGGGUUUCCGCUUUCUGUCGAGGCAACAGCGGUAGGAAGACAAGACCGAACAGGUUCAUAGCGUACCGAAUAAUGAGUACAUACGUCACCUCCCAACGAACAUGAGAGGAGUCCUCGACGAUGUCAGCGUUGGCCACGUCAAAGCCACUAUCCACGUUCUUGGAUAGCGUACUAGCCAGCGGGAUUGCGAUGUUGGCAAUUGAUCCCACUAAACCGUAUACAGCGCCUUCGUUACCCUCACCGGCCAAUUCGACGAUCACGUACGUUCCGAUCACGAAUGAAAUGCCAUGUGGAAGAUUCUCUACAACGGGUACUCCAAGCCAAAACCAUUGAUUACGGAAGAUGUUCCACGUCGUAAGCAUCGUGACGAUAAAAUCCAUGACCGUCACGGCGACAAUCGUGAUAGCAUGCAUCGAUCUCCAAUUCCACUGCAGACCGUAUCUGCCCGUGAAGUAAAGAGCGAUAGCGAAGAUACCAUUUCCAAUGAUGGCCAUCACCUUCUGGUUAAGAGGAGUAGCCUCGGCCCAGUACGAUUGCAUUGGAUCUGCACAAGUAAUGGUGAAGUUCUCGAAGAUACCCGACAAAAACUUGUAUGCGAUGACUUGGUACAUCGGUCGCAUCUGCAUGAGAUACCAAAGCUCAGCCAGGUAAUCACGGAAAAUCACGCCUGGGUGACGGUCCUCUCGGAUACAGUACCACGAAAGGGGGAUCACAGGUAGACAGCACACAGUAAGGAUAACCAUGAGCUGCGGAAAGCUCAGUGAGAAGUCAAAGUCGCCUCCGUAGUCCUUGCCAUUGAAAACCAGACCCGUGAGGAUACUCGAGAUGGUCACAAAAGCCGUACGGACCAUGUAGAUCGUGGUCUGGGUGUAGCCACGCGUAGCCUCCGGUUCACGUUGGGCGACUUCGACCAUCAUAGCGUCGGCUGCCACAUCGGCACCGACGUACCCGAUCGCAGCGAUCAUCAUGAGAACAAUGAACUU
Molecule: messenger RNA, 3627 nt
Organism: Phytophthora nicotianae INRA-310
Lineage: Eukaryota; Oomycota; Peronosporomycetes; Peronosporales; Peronosporaceae
Exons: 1
Coding region: 31-2415 (794 amino acids)
Biological process (GO): chloride transmembrane transport
Molecular function (GO): chloride channel activity
Source: RefSeq, a predicted model, not a curated record